Molecule: messenger RNA, 1038 nt
Organism: Notolabrus celidotus (New Zealand spotty)
Lineage: Eukaryota; Metazoa; Chordata; Actinopteri; Labriformes; Labridae
Product: receptor-transporting protein 3-like
Exons: 2
Coding region: 407-937 (176 amino acids)
Biological process (GO): protein targeting to membrane; protein insertion into membrane
Molecular function (GO): olfactory receptor binding
Source: RefSeq, a predicted model, not a curated record
AAAAUUAUUUCCUGUGAAUUUUAACUAUUUAAUUAAUUUGAUUUAUUUAACCAGGAGAAAACCACAUUGAGACUAAACAUCAGUGAAUAUAAAGUGAACUUUGUGUCAGUGAUCAUCACUUUAAAGACAAACUAACAGUUGGACACAAACAUUUUCUUUACAUGGACCUCCUAUUUUUAAUUUGAGCUAAUCAGACGUACUCAUACUUAUUUUUGUUGAUAUGCUUAAAAAUCAUUUCAUCAUGUUCAUAACGUAGAGUUAAAAUAACGGUUGAACUGUAACUGAGGAAAAACUGGUCUCCAGUCUGGGUUUGAUUCCUCAGAAUGCUGAGUCACUCUGACAGCUUGUUUACAAACAGAUCAGCUGUUAGAGUCCAGUCCUCCUCAGGAACCAACACACUGAAAGGAUGUCUGAACAGGAGUGGACCAGCAUCUUUAGGAGGAAAGCUCUCAGAAGUCUCAGAAGAAGAGACUCUUGGAGUCUGAAGUUUGAUGACAGUCUUGUUCCUAAAAGACCAAAGCGAGGCUGGAGGCAGUACACCAGCAACACAAGCGCCAGUUUCAGGUGCAGCAGGUGUGGAAGAACCUGGCCUUCCAACCAGGUCACAGUGGUCUUUUACAUGCGCCUAUCAUACGGGCGGGGCAAGGUGAAGGUGAGGCGUUUCCAUCAGAACUGCAAGAAGUGCAAUGAAGCCCCAUGGGAGAAGCCGAGUAUCAGCAAUGAGAACAUCCACAUCCUCCUGGAGAACCUGGUGAAGAAGAUAAAGAAAAUUUACUGUGAAAGAAAUCGAGUCACAAUCGACCAAUCGCCCAGAAGGCUGGAGGUCAGAAGUCCCCAUGAGCCGGAUCACUGUGAGGCCUGUUUUCAUCACAUCUGCACACAGGAGACGAGUGUGAAUCCUCAAUUGAACGAAGGUCAAGCAGCUCCUCAAAUAUGAGGCCAACAAAGAAGUGCUGAAACCUGCCUGUCAUGAUUAUUAGGCCUAAAUGAAAUGUCCUCAUCAUGUGUUGAAAUGAACGGCGAGGUUUUGGUGAAAAA